AUGGACAUGGCCUGGAAGAUCAUACAGUUGCUGCUUCUGGCUUCGGUGACUGCUGUGUGGGGUGCUCGGCCCAAGUCUCAAAAGGGCAAGAAGAAUCUGCUCAAUGUCUGCAUGUACGGCAAGCACCACAAGAAAGAGCCAAGCCCCGAGGACAAGCUUCAUGACCAGUGCAGUCCCUGGAAGAAGAAGGCCUGCUGCUCGGUCAACACCAGCCUGGAAGCCCAUAGGGAUGUCUCCCUCCUGUACAACUUCAACUGGGAGCACUGCGGCCCCAUGAAACCCGCCUGCAAGCGCAACUUCAUCCAGGACACCUGCCUGUAUGAGUGCUCCCCCAACCUGGGGCCCUGGAUCCAGAAGGUGAACCAGAGCUGGCGCAAAGAGCGGAUCCUGAAUGUGCCCCUGUGCAAAGAGGACUGUGAGAGCUGGUGGGAAGACUGCCGCACCUCUUACACCUGCAAGAGUAACUGGCACAAGGGCUGGAACUGGACCUCAGGGAUUAAUGAGUGCCCGGUGAAGAAUACCUGCCACCGCUUUGAUUUCUACUUCCCCACGCCUGCUGCUCUGUGCAACGAAAUCUGGAGUCACUCCUUCAAAGUCAGCAACUACAGCCGAGGCAGUGGCCGCUGCAUCCAGAUGUGGUUUGACCCGGCACAGGGCAACCCCAACGAGGAGGUGGCCAGGUUCUAUGCAGAGGCCAUGAUGAAUGGAGCUGAGCUCCAUGGGGCCUGGCCUCUCCUGCUUGGCCUGGUCCUGCUCCUGCUGCUCAGCUGA
Pipistrellus nathusii (Nathusius's pipistrelle) is the source of this 771-nucleotide messenger RNA. The record is from the annotation of a GenBank genome assembly. Lineage: Eukaryota; Metazoa; Chordata; Mammalia; Chiroptera; Vespertilionidae.